This is a messenger RNA of Spodoptera littoralis (African cotton leafworm), 1224 nucleotides long. Lineage: Eukaryota; Metazoa; Arthropoda; Insecta; Lepidoptera; Noctuidae. The record is from the annotation of a GenBank genome assembly.
AUGUUGAGAGAAUUAUUCCUAGUGUUCUGUGUGCUAGUGACACUAAUAUUCCCAUCAGGGAUCUGUUCUAGUCUGCUAUGCGGGCGCACAGAGAAGCUGGAGUUAGGCAGCAACAGCGGGGCGGGGGCUGCGCUGGCGCUGGCCUUAGUCCGGCCUCCGUCCGCGCCCCGCACCCCCUGCCAGCUCAGCCUCACCGCGCCUGAAGCCGCUGCCUUCGCUGUCAGGCUUAUAGAUGUUAAGGAGUCACUAACAGAUUGGGAGAGAGGUGUAACAGACGUCCAGGUGCCACCAGUAGCCGGGGCGUUAAACCGCAAAUGGAGCGCGCGGACAGCUGCGCACGCGCAAGACACUGCCACCGACCAAUCAGCGCCUGUCAACAACAGCACUGAUGCUUGCAAGCUGCUUAUUUAUAUUGGCGAUGCCAAAACUCCGAUGUGGCGUCUGAACCUCUGCGGAGGUAACGCUGCAGCGGUGGCAGCGAGGGCUGGUACCAAGCUGCUGCCCUCAAAAUUGAGGAUCGUGUGGAACCCCCCCACCUCCCCUUACCAACACACCGAGAAGUUGCGGCUGGUGGUCACUGCUGUUAAUAGUGGUUCCAUCUGCAACAACGACUCCCAAUUCAUAUGCGGUGUGACCAGCCUCUGUAUAUCCUCAUACCUCGUCUGUGAUGGAGUUAGGCACUGCCCCGGAGGAGAGGAUGAAGACCCAUCAGCCUGCUCUCAUAGGCAUGAUCCUCCACUUCUCGAACUCCUCAGAAGAUUUGCUGCAAGAAACCAGGAGUUGUUGGGAUUGGACCAGCCUGAUGGAAUGACAAAACCUUCUGUUAUAAGCGAUUUGACCCUUUCAGUGAAGAUCAGUGAGAGUGAGAAGCCGUCGAACGCUUUCAUGGAGUUCGCAGCUGCACUGAAGCCGUACGGACCUUGGAGCUACCUGGUGGUCGGCAUGCUGGUCUGCGCUACUAUACUCAUGUUCUGCCUGGCUUGGGAGUGUUGCUGCAAACGCUCCAAGCCGUCAGACACGCCAGUCAACAUACCGCCAUCUUGUAUCGAUCUCUCGCCAACUGUCACAGUGACAGCCGCAUCACAGCAACUCUUCACCCAACCCCUUCCCCCAUCCCCCCCUGAAUACGAACCACCCCCAUCCUAUUCCUCGUUAUUCCCCCGAGCCUUUAAAUCAUCCCCUACGCCAGUACCACACUGCUCACACCAAGAACCUCCGGAUUGA